AUGGAUGAAUCACCGAGUAUAUAUUUCAGAGGAAACUGUAUUUCGACGACUUGUACAGGAUUAAGAGGACCUAAUUAUGACAGAAAAUGCUAUGGAGCUCCACCAAAUGUUGGAUACGUGAACGAAACAUCAAUCAUGCCACGGCCAAUAUCCCAAGGGGCUGUAACCAUACCAAAUAGUCAAAUUGCAAUUCGAACAUGUAUUCUAUAUGAGCACCUUCACGGGAAGACGGUUACAGAGGCAUAUGAGAAUUUUUGCCGCAAAGUUGGGAAUGGUGUCAUUGAUUUUAGAUCCUUUGGAUUUUGGUUUGAUAGAUUCCGAACAGGAAAUCAUGAUUUGGGCUAUGACAUUGACUCGGAACUUGAGCCUCGGUCUUUGGCAGAAAUGCACAAGGACAUUAUGAGAAACAUUUUAAGAGAGCUCAACUCCGAACCCACAAAUUCUCCUGGACCUUCUGACCACCUUCAAGAUGAGGAUGAGUACUUUCCCGUCUACAAUCAGCUAAAGGACCUUAUCCAAGAACUGAAAGAAGAACAAGACCCCGUGAAACCCGUUACAGACCUCGUAAAACCAUUUGAAAACAAUAGGAAAGUACUGUGGGGUUAUAUAUAUUUUGAAUGCUCUCAGAGUAAUUCAAUUUUUGAGGCUUAUGAGAAAAUGUGUGAAACUGUUGGAAAAAAUGCAGUCAAGUACUGGGAGUUUGAAUAUUGGUAUCAGAAGAUUAAGGCAGGGGAUUCCAGUAUGGAAUCUGACAUUGAUUUUGACAAAGAGAUCCGAUCACUGUCCGCAAUGCCAAUAGACAUAGUUGGUGAGAUAAUGAACAAAUUGAAAUUAGAAGAAAAACUAUUGAUGCGAAAAGUUUCGAAGAGUCUUCGUGGCUUCAUGGAUAAGCUAAACAUUGGUGUUGAAAAGAUUAGUCUCAAAAUCUACAAUACAACUUCAGUUUUGCAAUUCGAUGAGAAGGAAGUUAUCUAUCAGAACAGGAAGGACAACUGUAAAGUGUUAUAUGAUAAUCAAGAAAAGCUUGUGAAAGGUGGAAAGUAUGCAAUAAUGGCUUUGCAUGAUUGGUCCAUGGUUAUGAAAAAUCAGAAGCUUAAGCUGAAAGAGUUACAGUUUACUCUUGAUGUAGAUUUGGGCGAUCAUCAGAAACUCUAUAAAACUAUCAAGACUGUUUUAGAAAAUUCAAGCUAUUUGAAUGUAGAGAAGAUCACACUUGAAGGAUUUUCAGUCAGGGAAAUUAUAAAAAUACUUCAACAUUGUAAAUCAAGAACACUCGAAGAGAUUGUGCUGGGCUCACUAACUGAUAACAACUAUAUUGAGAAGUUGGUUGAUAUGAAACAAUGGAAAGAGGCAAGGGUUUUCGAAAGUAGCCGGAACUGUAUAAUGGCAUUGCCAAUUGUGCAUUUGUUACACUUUUCAAAAUUUGAUGUUUCCAUGCCUGUAUCAGAGUUUGGUGCGAUGUUGAUCCGAAAUCAACUGCUGAAGUCCAGUAAUUUUGAACGUGGAUGCUUCAGAAUGUUGAACUAUGAUCCUAUGAAAAUUUUGAACGUAUUUGAGCAAAAUUAUUCAGGAGGAACGUCUGGAUCAAUCACCUACAAUGAUGAAGAGUCGGAGUUCAGAAUUCAUUUUGAUACAAUGAACUUUGAAAUUAUUAAGUGUAUUUGAAUAAAAAUUU
Messenger RNA from Caenorhabditis elegans, 1675 nucleotides. RefSeq names its product F-box domain-containing protein (gene fbxa-185). The coding region runs from base 1 to 1665 and encodes 554 amino acids. The transcript has 9 exons. The record is from RefSeq and is marked reviewed. NCBI's taxonomy places the organism in Eukaryota, Metazoa, Nematoda, Chromadorea, Rhabditida, Rhabditidae.